This is a messenger RNA of Prosopis cineraria, 1063 nucleotides long. RefSeq names its product B3 domain-containing protein At5g42700. The transcript is spliced from 7 exons. NCBI's taxonomy places the organism in Eukaryota, Viridiplantae, Streptophyta, Magnoliopsida, Fabales, Fabaceae. The coding region runs from base 134 to 817 and encodes 227 amino acids. The record is from RefSeq and is a predicted model, not a curated record. Gene Ontology annotation, molecular function: DNA binding.
GAGGCAAUUGCCCGUACACUGGAAAGUGGGAUGCUAACGGUCAUUUGAAAUCCCACUGAGGUGCUCUCGCAGCACUCAAAAGCUCGGGUGAAGGACGCAAGAAAGCACAGUGUGAUAGAAGAUUGCGUAAAAAAUGGUGGUGCCUAAACUAUCCUACGAGGAGAGUCGCCGCAAAAGAUUGGAGGAGAACCAGAAGCGAAUCGAAGCCCUUAAUCUGCCCCAGCUUUCUCAAGCCCUACGAAAUUCCCCUUCUCCCAAAUCCUCUCCUAUGAAGCAUACCAAAUCUCGCUCAACCCAGAAACAGAUAGUUGUUGUAAGGAGGUCUGGCCGUGUCGCAAAUAUGCCUGCUCCUGUUUACAAAGAAGUGGUUAUUGAUCGCGUGGCAAUACCUAGAAGAGUUUACGGGACCAAAAGAAAUUUGUCAAAUUGCGUACUUGCUUCAGAGGAAGCCAGGGAGGAAGCUUUUGGAAGAGCAGAGAAACUACUCCCGGAUUUAGAAUCUGAAUAUCCAACAUUCAUAAAGUCGAUGCUUCCGUCGCAUGUAAGCGGUGGAUUUUGGCUGGGUCUUUCAGUCCAGUUCUGUAAGACUUACCUUCCAAAGCGGGACGAAAUGAUUACGUUGAUAGAUGGAGAUGGAGAUGAGUACUCAACAGUAUAUUUGGCUCGGAAAACUGGGCUCAGCGGUGGAUGGAAAGGUUUUGCGGUGGCUCAUAACCUAGCUGAUGGUGACGCAUUAGUUUUUCAGUUAAUCAGACCUACAGCAUUCAAGGUGCACAUUAUUAGAGUGAAGAGUCCUACUCCUACAGAGGGCAAUUAGCUGUAAACGAAUUGCAUUUGGAGCUUUUCAAAUCAAUCUAGUCAUAAAGGUAUAUCUAUUCUUCCGCAGGUACGGACGAGCUUUUGUGGUUAUUUUUUGUUUUGGGCUCAUGAUCCUUAUUAACUUAUCUUUGUACGAGAUCGAAAUAUGGGUACACAAUACAGUAGUUUUGGCCGAUCCGACGAUGUCUGAAGACUGAACUUGUUUUGUAUAUCUCACACAAGUUAAUUGUUAUUAUUCUUGAUA